UUCUCUUCAUUGGUUUGUCAUGGAUGAUCAUGGUUUCGGCUCAAGACUCCCCUCGAUAUGCUUGUGACACAGAGAAAAACCCGGGAUUAAAGAAGUACAAGUUUUGUGAUACUUCACUUGUUAUCAAAACAAGGGUGAGUGAUCUGGUGAAAAGUAUGACAUUGCAAGAAAAAGUGGGAAGUAUAGUGAGUGUAGCCGAUAGCAUCCCUCGCCUUGGGAUACCGUCGUAUGGGUGGUGGUCUGAAGCGUUACAUGGUGUAUCGAACAUGGGACCUGCCACUUGGUUUAAUAAGAGCGUGAUCCCCGGAGCCACAAGUUUUCCUCAAGUUAUUCUCACUGCUGCUUCAUUCAAUGAAACUUUAUUCUAUACUAUUGGAAAGGUGGUUUCGACAGAAGCAAGAGCAAUGUACAACAGUGGUGUAGCAGGACUAACAUUUUGGUCACCAAAUGUGAAUAUUUUUCGAGAUCCAAGAUGGGGAAGAGGGCAAGAAACGCCAGGCGAAGAUCCAGUUCUGACUAGCAGAUAUGGAGCAACUAAUGUUAGAGGUUUACAAGAAACAGAUGACGGUGAUGAUGAACGUCUCAAAGUUGGAGCUUGUUGCAAACAUUACACUGCUUAUGAUCUCGACAACUGGACUAGUGUUGACCGAUACCAUUUUAACGCUUUCGUAUCAAAGCAAGAUAUGGAGGAUACAUAUAAUCCUCCUUUUAAAAGCUGUGUUUUGGAUGGAAAUGUUGCAAGUGUUAUGUGUUCAUACAAUCAAGUUAAUGGCAUACCGACUUGUGCUGAUAAGGUGCUUUUGGAAGAUAUUAUUCGUGGUGAAUGGAAAUUAAACGGGUACAUUGGUUCAGACUGUGAUUCAUUACAGGUGAUGUUCAAUAGCCAAAAUUGGGCUAAAACACCGGAAGAAGUUGCAGCAGAUACAUUAAACGCAGGGUUGGAUCUCAAUUGUGGGGAUUCACUAAAGAAAUUCACAGAAAGUGCAGUAAAAAGGGGGCUAGUGAAAGAAUCAGUGGUGGAUCGGGCUGUCACGAACAACUUUUUGACACUUAUGAGGCUUGGGUUUUUUGAUGGGCACCCGAGUAAGCAAUUGUAUGGAAAUUUAGGAAAAAAAGAUGUGUGCACCGAGGCUAACCAGAAUCUAGCCCGUGAAGCUGCUAGACAAGGAAUUGUGUUACUUAAAAACAGUCUUAACAAGUUGCCACUCGAUAAAUCAUCAAUCAAGUCUCUAGCAGUAAUCGGGCCUAAUGCUAAUGCAACAAAAGCCAUGAUUGGAAACUAUGCAGGGGUACCAUGUAAAUACACAUCACCUCUAAUAGGGCUUUCGGAUUACGUUCAUACAGUUUAUGAAGAAGGUUGUGAUGUAAAGUGUAAAUCGACUGCCAAAUUUGAAGAUGCUAAGAAUGCAGCGGGUAAGGCAGAUGCUGUUGUUUUAGUCAUGGGCACGGAUCUUUCUAUAGAAGCUGAGGCUCUAGAUAGGACUGAAAUAGACCUUCCUGGACAACAAGAACUACUUGUCACCCAAGUCGCGUAUGCAUCUAAAGGACCGGUAAUUCUUGUUAUAAUGUCGGGUGGGGGAAUGGAUGUUGAUUUUGCCAAAGGGGAAACGAAAAUUCCUAGUAUUUUAUGGGUUGGGUUUCCGGGCCAAGAAGGUGGUGGUGCUUUAGCUGAUGUCAUAUUUGGUGCUUAUAAUCCAAGUGGACGACUACCAAUGACAUGGUAUCCACGAACAUACGUUGACUCAGUACCCAUGACCAACACCAACAUGAGACCAGACCCGGUAAUGGGCCAACCGGGCCAAACCUACAGGUUCUAUAGAGGUGAUGCAGUUUACCCAUUUGGGUUUGGGCUAAGCUACGGUUCAUUCAAUCACAAACUUGUUAAAGCACCUAAUAAUGUGUCAAUCCCAUUGAAUCAGACUCACUCUUGUCGUUCCUCAACAUGCAAUGCCAUAGAUGUAGAUGAUAAUGUCUGCAAUGGCUUUUAUUUUGAUGUCUAUAUGACGGUAACAAACUCGGGAAAUAUAGGUGGAAGUCACACGGUGUUGCUAUUCUCCUCUCCACCUAUGAUAUACAAUGCACCGUGGAAGAUGUUGGUGGAUUUCAAGAAGGUGUGGUUGGCGCCGUUGCAACGAGCUGUGGUGAGCUUUAGAGUGAAUGUAUGCAAGCAAUUGAGUGUGGUUGAUGAGGAUGGUAUGAGGAAGAUAGCAUUGGGUGGAUAUAAUUUUCAAGUUGGUGACAUCAAACACCACAUAGUUCUCAAGGUUUAA
This is a messenger RNA of Erigeron canadensis, 2270 nucleotides long. RefSeq names its product beta-xylosidase/alpha-L-arabinofuranosidase 2-like. The record is from RefSeq and is a predicted model, not a curated record. Gene Ontology annotation, molecular function: xylan 1,4-beta-xylosidase activity; alpha-L-arabinofuranosidase activity. The transcript is spliced from 6 exons. Gene Ontology annotation, biological process: arabinan catabolic process; xylan catabolic process. Bases 24 to 2270 code for a protein of 748 amino acids. Gene Ontology annotation, cellular component: plant-type cell wall. NCBI's taxonomy places the organism in Eukaryota, Viridiplantae, Streptophyta, Magnoliopsida, Asterales, Asteraceae.